Molecule: messenger RNA, 1664 nt
Organism: Monodelphis domestica (gray short-tailed opossum)
Lineage: Eukaryota; Metazoa; Chordata; Mammalia; Didelphimorphia; Didelphidae
Gene: TFAM
Product: transcription factor A, mitochondrial
Biological process (GO): regulation of transcription by RNA polymerase II
Source: RefSeq, a predicted model, not a curated record
CGUCUUCUCUGCGUUUGCGACCGCACGGCUCCAACGCCGGAAGUUAUUCUCCCCCCCACUCCCACAAUGCCCCGCAGGUGGCGGGGACCCGAGGAUCUUUACGCGGGGAUUCGGACACGCUUCUGACUCGUCUUGGGCUUCGCUACCUCUGCGGGCUGAGGGAAGACGGCUCCGGGGCCAUGGCGGCAGGGGCUGCGGCGCUACUGCGCGGAGGCUGGAGGGCGUUGAGGGCACUGGACCGGCCCGCUGCCCUCCGAGCAGCUGCUGGGAUCGACCGAGGGCUGUUGGGGCCGCCGCUUCCAAGUUCUAUCUGUGCAUUGGAGAGAUUUAUGAAAGACUGUACUCUAUCUAAUGUUCCAAAGAAGCCCUUGACAUCAUACAUUCGAUUUGUAAUGGAUCGGCAACCCCAAUUUAAAGAACAAAAUCCAGAUUUGAAGAACACAGAAGUGAUUAGGAUGCUUGCUCAAGUCUGGAGAGAGCUUCCAGCAUCAGAGAAGAAAGUAUAUGAAGACGCUACCAAGGCAGAUUUUAAAUUAUACCAAGAACAGGUCUCUAAAUAUAAAGCAGAGCUCAAGGUUGGUGAAAAAAGAAAUUUGAAAGUCGAGAGGCGGCGAAAAAAGGCUAGAAAAGAAAUAGUAAAGAAAAAAAGAGAGUUAACAGUCUUUGGAAAACCCAAAAGACCUCGCUCAGGUUAUAAUAUUUUCAUUUCUGAAAACUUUAAGGAAUCACGGGGACUUCCAGCACAGGAAAUGCUGAAGAUUUUAAAUAAAGAGUGGAAAAAUCUGUCAUCAUCUCGAAAGCAGGUAUACAUGCAACUUGCUGAAGAUGAUAAAAUUCGUUAUACAAAUGAAAUUAAAUCGUGGGAAGAAAAAAUGAUUGAAAUUGGACGGGAAGAUCUUUUGCGCUUUAGGAAACUAAAAGACAAAAUUGGAAAAGGCCUUGAAGAUAUCUAUUGAUAUUUGUAUCUUCAUAGUGAAUAUGAGAAAUAUUCAAGAAACCAAUCAGGUCUCUCACUACGCAGAACUGUGGCAAAAUUUCUAAAAAUGAUGCUGAUGAACAUUUUAUAUUAAUCCGUUUUUGUUAAAACAUGGACUUCAGCCAGUAUGCUGACAUUUUGUAUUAGCACCUAGUUGUGGAUACUCAACUGGUAUAUAUUCAGUCCAGAUUCAGAAAAAGUUUGGUUUUGGAACUACUGAAUACCAAAAAAAGUCAUCAAGGUGUAAGAGGAAUUAAUUUAUCCUUUCUUAGAUAAGGAUAAAUCAAACUGUGAAAUAUUUUUGAUACUGGAUGACAACUCUGGAGAAAGUAUUUUUUUGUUUCCUCAUGAGGAAACAAGCACUUGCUUUCCUCAGAUUGUCUUAAAUUAUAAAAGCCACAGUGUUCUAAGCUAUCACUGUUGUGUAUUUUUAAAGAGUAAGGGAUUGACCUAGGUGAAUUUCAAUACCUAGGCAAGUUCUAGUUCCUAGAUAAUAAUAGCCCAUGUAGUAUUCCAGGAUGAUGAGUAGACGUACAUACAAUUGCUGAUUUCAUUUAUGGCUUUUUAAGAAACUACUGAAGGAUUUGUAAGGUUUUGCAUCCUUUUUUUUUUGUAAAGUAAAAAUUAUGUAUCCACUGUGCACAUUGAUGUUUCUAUUGAAGAAAAUAAAAUCAUCUAAUGUGCUCCA